GAAAUAAUAUUCAGCAUGGCUUUGAUAGGCCUAUUAUUGGCAGUGUUCUUGAUUAUCAUUCUAGCAUGCCUUUCUGUUUAUAAAUAUGUCAGGGCGGGCGGUAAAUCUAGUACUGCUGACUCCCAAUGGUCCUGGAUUGCGAUGUUUUAUAGGCCCCUUUACCCUGUGAAGGUGAAUUGUUGGUUUUGUUCCACGGACACGGUUGUUCCUUAUGGGAACAAGAACUGCUGGGAUUGCCCUGUUUGUCUGCAGUACAAUGGCUUCAAUAAGGAUGGGGACUACAACAAACCCAUUCCUACUCAAUAUGAUGGGGACUUAAAUCACCCUGUUUCCUGUGUACAAAGUGACUUCAUCAGCAAGAACGAUGUCCUGUGUGAAAAAUGUUCUAGAAACCAGUUGUUGAAAACCAAGCAGUUGGCAGCCUUUGUUCCUAUGAAUGAGGCUAAUUUUGAUGCAGAAGUAACUGCCUUUGAGGGAUAUUUAGAAAAACUCUACAGGCUGUGUUCAGAAUGUCAGACAGAGGUCAACAAGGAAUUGUCAAAACAAGACGAUAUUCUACAACAGAAACUAGAAAAUAUCUACACUGAAUGUUCACCAUUGUCUUCAGAAGUUUCACAGAUUCAAAUCCCUGAAAAAUCUGUCCACUUGCAGUUAGUGAUUGGCCGUAUCAUGGAGGCAGUUUCUACAGUGUGCGGUCUCCUACUGUUGCUGUCUUCUGUCAGCCAUUUUGCAGAUUUCAAGGACAGCGAAUACCACAGAUAUGUUGAAACUUUCAUGGUCAGCUUUAAGGAACAUAGAAAACUAAUUGGAAUGGUUGGAUUAGUGACAAGCAUUGUUGGUAAAAUUACAAUAGGAAAGGACAGAUUGCGUCUCCCAGAUGCCUUACAAAUUCCACUGUGGCUCACUGCACUCUGUAUCCAGCAAGAAAGCGACAGCAUGUCAAGUCUUUCAACAGCAGAACCAAUAGUCCUACUGUGUAACGUUAUUGCCUCCGCUUUCUGUCUCUUAUUGUGGAGGAAAUCCAGAACGUCACCGAGUAUUAAUAUACGAAGGCUUUCAUUAGAUGUCAGCAAGUCCUCGUCUUCUCUGUCCGACACCUCCAAAGGCAGUGAAUUGUAUUCAGCCAGUCAGGUGGGAGGAGACCUGGAAGAGGAGGAGCUAGAGAUCAUCGAGGAGGAUCCAGAAAAUUUAGAUGACACACUGUCAGAGCUGGAGGCAGUGUCACUGGGACUACCUGCUUCCAGAAUCCAGAAAAAUUCAGGACUAUUUACCAGUUCUUUCACAAACUCUAGUCGAGCACCAUCCAAUUUCUCAAGCUCAUCUACAGCACAGGCUCUCAGGGAGAAACGUCCUUUAAUCAGUCCAGCUAAACUCGGAUUGUCCAUGCAGCAGAGGUCUUCAACGCCAACAAAAUUCCAAGUGACAACCACAAGAAGUCCCUUCAUUGUAAAUCAACGUCCAUGUCUACUUCCCAAAUCCGUGAAUCUCUUUCCACCUCAGUCUCUCCAAAACGGAUUACCAAAUGGAAGCGCAGUGUUGACUGCUAGCCCUAGCUUUACAGUUCCCAGAUUGUAUAGUAGCAGUACUAGGAGACUCCAGGCACAACAGCUGCCACAGCGUGAAGAUUCAGAGAAAUAUUCAGACAAAAGUGAGGCUAGCAAGCAGACAUCAGAUUGUUUAGUGGACAGCACGACCAAGCACACAGCAGGGUUUUCUAUUGGUCUGGAUGCUGCGGGAAAGACCACGUUGUUGUACCGGAUAAAACUGGGAGAAGUCAUAGACGCUCUACCAUCCAUAGGUUUUAAUGUUGAGACAAUACAACACAAGAACACUAGAUUCACGGCGUGGGACAUUGGUUGUCGGGAGAAAAUGCGACCACUGAUUCGCUUCUACUAUAAAGGUACUGAUGCCGUCAUAUUCGUCCUUGACCGAAGUGACGUGGAAAGAAUGGACGAGUUGUACCAUGACAUAAUCCUUCCCGCCAAUCUGUCACCGGAACUUGACCAGGCAGUGUAUCUCAUCCUGGCCAACAAGUCAGACCUUGAUGACGUCAUGUCAAUGGAGGAUAUUGCAGAAAAGCUUAAGCUGAAUCAGCUUAAAAGAGUCUGGAAUUUAUUCCCUGUAUCUGCGAAGACAGGAGAAGGAAUCGAAGAAGCAUUUGAUUGGUUAGUUUCUCAGUUGGGAACAUCUCAAACCAAGAAAGUCACAACGGGUGCCGUGGCACAGGAUUCAAGAAAUCAAAAUCAGAAAUUUGCGUAUGGAAUGGAACAAUGUACAAGAGCGUUUACUUCUCUGAAGUGGCUCUUUAUGAAAUCUAAUUCCCAGGAGUCGGUGACUGAUGCCGACACAGAGAUAACGUAAAUAUGUGUACAGUACCCCCCCCCCCCCCCCUCUUCCUUAUAUGCCAUUGUUAAUUCAAGAUGAUAAUUAAACAAAUAUUGAAUUAACCACAUUGAUGUUGACACCUUGAAAUAUACAGUGUAGUUCCCUUAGAAUUACUGAUUCAUUAUUUGCUAAGUGCCAAACAAUGUUGUGAGAGUUACUAAUUUAAAUUUGAGGUGUACCCGAAUACCCGCGACGUAAUGAAAAUAAAUGACGAUGUGGACAUAUAUUUCCAAUGGAUUGUGAUGCAGCUAUUUCAUCCCCUGACUCGCUAGAAGUAAGGGAGUGGUAUUUGAUGAUUUCUCAACAGAUAUGUUCAUAUUUUCUAACUUGCCUUUCUCUUUAUAUCGAGCAGAUAGUACUCUAUUGAAAGGAAAGACUAAUGCAAUUGUGCAAGUUUAAAGGGGCAUUAGCUGUCAUUUUGCCAACAACAAAAAACUGCAUUCAAUGAAAAUUGCUCAAUAUAAUAUAUUUCAGUAAUAACACCACUAUUUAAUUAUUUCAAACACUGUUUAAUCUCAAUGCAGACACAUGAAUGAGUAAUUUUGGUGAUUGAAUAAUUAUUGUCUUGCAAGACAAUGACUCUUCCUUAUGUAUUUCUUUACACUAAAAGCGGUUAUCUAACGUAGUUUUAUUAGUGUUCUCUUGUUUUUGUAUAAAAUAAAUGUUUUUAUUAGUCAUCAACAUAUAUUCCUAUGCAACUGAGAGAUUUUGAGAACAUAUUGUUGCCAUCACUUUCACAGCUAAUGCCCCUUUGAAACUUUUAAAAAUAUAUAUAUAAUCAAGAUUUUAGUAAGACAUGGUUCAACCAUGGUGCUGGUGCAUUAAGAAAGACAGCAUAUUUUAACACAUUCGGAUGUGUGAAUUUCAACGUUAAUAUGUAUUUUGCCAAUGGCGUGUACAUGAGUGUACAUGUGUAUUGGCAAAGUAAUUUUAAAACUUUUUUAUAAAAAAAAUAUGAAAUCAAGAUUUUGUUAAGACGCAGUCCAACCAUCUUGUUGAUGCAUUAAGAAAGACAGCAUAUUUUAACAGACUCUGAUGUUUGAAUUGCAACGUCCAUGUGUAUUUUGCCAAUGACGUGUACAUGUGUAUUUUGCCAAUGACGUGUAUAUGUGUAUUGCCCGUGGAGUGUACAUGUGUAUUGCCCGUGGAGUGUACAUGUACACGUGUAUGUUAGUAUCAUAAAGCUUUUGUUUGAGUUAUGUCAAAUGUUGCUUGUUAUGUGGUUGAAAAUAAAAAGUAGACAGUC
Molecule: messenger RNA, 3631 nt
Organism: Ostrea edulis (European flat oyster)
Lineage: Eukaryota; Metazoa; Mollusca; Bivalvia; Ostreida; Ostreidae
Product: transmembrane protein 201-like
Exons: 14
Coding region: 16-2361 (781 amino acids)
Biological process (GO): nuclear migration along microtubule
Cellular component (GO): nuclear membrane
Molecular function (GO): actin filament binding; GTP binding; lamin binding
Source: RefSeq, a predicted model, not a curated record